AUGUACAAGACGGUGAGACACGGCGAGAAUAGUCUUCAGUACACUAUACUUCCGCAAACAGAGGAAGUCCUUAGCAACAGUGGAUUGAAAGGCAAAGGCCGGGAUUAUAGUCCUUCUAUUCAUGUGCGACGUUCAAGAAGAAAAUCCGCGUUAAAAUAUAUUAUAUUAGUAGUAAUCGGAAUCGUAGUAGCUCUAGCGUUCGCAUCAGUUCCCCUAUAUGUCCUUAACGGUGCUCUCUACGCGCGGAGAAUGCAGCAUGAUCAACAUGAACUUAUGACUAGUGCACCUCUCACGCCAGCCGGACGUGAAAUUGUUAAGUCACGGAAAAAGGAAUUGAUGAUUGCAGCUGACACGACUACAACGUUGAAAUCCCAGAUAGAAUCAAGUGUAGCUCCAUCGACCACAUCAAGUUCCACAACUACGUCACUCCCUACCACGGUAAUUAGUGUAAGAGCAACUACCCCACCAUGGACUAUGCCUGCUCUUAGAUCGUGGAAAUUUUCAUCAUCCUCAACAACAAUACAACCCCUUCCGACUGAGGAUAAUGAAGAAAUUCCUCUCGUUGGUACACCAUCUGGGAGUGUUCGCUUACUAGAUCAUUAUAUGUCGGUGUCCAUGAAGCCCUGGGAAAAGGACAUCAUCAUAAGGCCUACGAUAACACCUGAGCCAAUAACGAUUCGAAAUGUAUUUAAAUACUACUCGCGUGCCUUCAACCCAUUAGAGAAAUCAGCAACUGCCAAUUCAAAGUUAUUUGAAGACGUUUUAAUUACUACAAAAGGUUCUACUACGCAGACACCAAUAACUACAGAUUUAGCCAAGACGAGUGAGACGUCACUAAUGAAGGAUUUGAAGGAUACUCUUUUGUCAGUGGACGAUGAGGACGAAUUUAAAGAAUCCUUAGAAGUUGACGAGGUUUUCUCUCUACCGCCUAUGAAGCCCGACUCGGCGGCGCCGGGGAAUGAUUUUGACGAAGUAACAGUUUCGAAAGCGACUGAUAGCGGCUGGUACGGUGCGAGAUGGCCUUUCGUCGAUACGUCAUCUUACUUCCAAUGGACGGGAUACUCGCCUGGAGAUAAUCUACUUCUGCCGUUAUUGGUAGCAGCAUUGUCAUCGAUCGUGCUAGUGUUACUACUGGCGCUUGCUGUGCGGCGUCGCAAAAGGACCACGAAUGCGUCAGCUCAAAUUGGAAAGCUUACCGCCGACUUGCAAGCGGAUGAUAACACCAAUUUAUUAACUGCAGAAAACCCCGAAGAAGUGGAAGAG
Brenthis ino (lesser marbled fritillary) is the source of this 1263-nucleotide messenger RNA. The record is from the annotation of a GenBank genome assembly. NCBI's taxonomy places the organism in Eukaryota, Metazoa, Arthropoda, Insecta, Lepidoptera, Nymphalidae.